AUGAUUAUCCCAUUCUGGUUCUUCACUUGCAGCAAAGCUGUGGGUAACAAAUGGGAGACUUACGUGGGGCUGCUGCAGGCGGAGUACACAGAGGGGGGUGAUGCACCCGAUGCGCUGGGCUUAAAGCUUUACUGCUGCAGGAGCAUGCUACUGUCUCACGUGGACCUGAUCGAAAAUCUCUUGAACUAA
Molecule: messenger RNA, 189 nt
Organism: Carcharodon carcharias (great white shark)
Lineage: Eukaryota; Metazoa; Chordata; Chondrichthyes; Lamniformes; Lamnidae
Product: DNA-directed RNA polymerases I, II, and III subunit RPABC5-like
Exons: 2
Coding region: 1-189 (62 amino acids)
Biological process (GO): tRNA transcription by RNA polymerase III; transcription by RNA polymerase I; transcription by RNA polymerase II
Cellular component (GO): RNA polymerase III complex; RNA polymerase I complex; RNA polymerase II, core complex
Molecular function (GO): DNA binding; DNA-directed RNA polymerase activity; zinc ion binding
Source: RefSeq, a predicted model, not a curated record